This is a messenger RNA of Cyclopterus lumpus (lumpfish), 2332 nucleotides long. RefSeq names its product EF-hand domain (C-terminal) containing 2 (gene efhc2). The transcript is spliced from 15 exons. Gene Ontology annotation, biological process: regulation of neuron projection development. NCBI's taxonomy places the organism in Eukaryota, Metazoa, Chordata, Actinopteri, Perciformes, Cyclopteridae. Gene Ontology annotation, molecular function: calcium ion binding. Bases 63 to 2303 code for a protein of 746 amino acids. Gene Ontology annotation, cellular component: microtubule. The record is from RefSeq and is a predicted model, not a curated record.
CAACAGCAACAGCCCGUUGAAAAGCCACCGCUCCACGAAGGAGAUCGAUAACUAAUCAAACCAUGACGUUACCUUUUCUACCUGGGAAUUCUCCCAAUAAACAACUGGGGAAGGAGAGGUUCCACAAAUCCCAACAUUUUGAAUAUUACAAUCAAUUCCCAAUGCUGGCGGGAUCUGAGAAACCGGGCAUCGGAGGAGAGCCGCUCGUGGGCCAGACCAUCAAACCAAAGUACUCUGUCUACCCCAAAGGACAGGGCAGUGAAUUACCAUCAUGGAUAGCCUUUGACAAACAGGCUCUGUGUUUUGAAGCAUUCUUCCAGGAAGCUGUGCCUGAGGCACAAGACGAGACGUACAGGAUCCGGAGGUGUAAGAUCUACUUCUACCUGGAAGAUGAUACCAUCCAGGUGGUGGAGCCAGAGUACAAGAACAGCGGCAUCCCUCAAGGAACACUCAUUCGUCGCCAACGUGUCUCACUGCCUGCCCCAAAUGAUGACCAGUUCUACCACGUUUAUCAUUUCAACAUCAACCAACAGAUGGUGCUGUACUCACGCACGUUCACUGUGACCAACUGUGAUUCUUUUACACAAAACUUUCUCUCCAAGCUUGGGGUGCGCCUCAAUAACCCUGCCAGUGUACCCGAUGACCCCUACAGCAAACACCGGGAAGAGAUUGAGAAAAGCAUGAAGCCACUUCGUCCAUACGAGAGGUGCGACACACUGAAGCAGUUCCUGGACCACGACCGCGAUGUCCUGCGCUUCAACUGCCUCUGGGACGACACGGAGAAUGUGUUCGGAGACCAGCGGGAGCUCCUGCUGCACUACUACCUGGCUGACGACACCAUCGAGAUCCUGGAGGUCAUUUCCCCAAACUCUGGGAGGGAUACUGUGCCCAAGUUCCUACGCCGCGGCAAACUACCCAAGCAUUCAGCCCAAAUGAAGCUGCCCGGACAGAUCACGGACCGCACAGUGCUCAAUGUGUUCGCCCCCACGAGUCAGAAGAAGCGCUACAUGCUGGACAGCCUCAAAACAGGAGCUGUCCAUGAUGAGUUUUAUAAGGACUGCGAUCUGACUCUGGGCUCUGAGGUGAAUGUAUGGGGCAGGAGAGUGAUCGUCACUGACUGUGACAACUUCACCAAAGACUACUACCGCUCCAAAUACAGCAUAGAGGACUUCCCCCCAGUGGUGUACAAAGCUCCCCCAGCCCCUAAGCCCCCGAGGGUCAUGCCCCCCUACACUGGCUUUGGCUCAGAGGAGGACUCACUAUGCUCCUGCCAGGGCCUGCUGCCCAAGCCCCCACAGAAAGAUUUCCACAAGUUUAUGGAGAACGACAGCGUGCUGAAUUUGCGUGCCAAGAUGGUCACCACCGAUCCAGUUGACAGAGACAGAGUGUUCAUCAUCUACUUCUAUCUCUGCGAUGACUCCAUCUGUGUGUUUGAACAGCCACAGAAGAACUCAGGUGUGCUCGGUGGAAAGUUCCUGAAGCGUGGCCGUGUAAAAAAGCCCGGCCAGGAGCUGUUUAAGAUAGAGCUGUCCGAGUACUAUAAAGCUCAGGAUCUGUACGUUGGCGCUACCCUGUGCCUCGGCGGUAACCACUUCCAGGUUCUGGAUGCGGAUGAAUGCACCUUCAACUACAUGGAGCAGCAUGCUGAGGAGUUCCCCAAAGCCAACGUGGGAAACAUCCUCAGCAAACUACGAUCUAUUCCGGAGGAGAAACAGAGUGAGAUCAGGAGGUUUCUGACUCUUAGUGACCCCAGCAACACCGGCUUCAUUUCCUAUGAGUCGUUCAGGGGCCUGCUAACCGGUCUAGGCUGCGGACUGUCGGAGCACGAGGUGCUGGUGCUGGGCCGAAACUUCUCGGAGCGCAAGCAGCCUGAGGCGGACGUGGGCCUGAUGCUGGCUGUGGCCCAGGACUUCCUCAAGAAGAAGCACUUUGUAGAGUUCCCUGACAUGGACAGAGCCUUCACAUACCGCGACCAACACAAGAGCGGCCGUCUCUCCACCAAAGAGACGAGGACCAUCUGUAAGGCCUUCCACCUUCCCCUGCCCGAGAAGCUGCUGGGGGGUCUGCUCAGCAAGUUUGCAGAGGGGGACGAGAUUGACUACCAUGCCUUCCUGGCUGGCAUUAAUUGGGUAGAGCACCUCGCUCCCCCGGUCAUGCCCGAAGACGCGUUAAAGUUGGAUGUGAACGCGAGGUCUGGCGCCGGUGAGGCUGCAGGGAGAAACGUCAACUACUCUUCCCUUCUGAGGGAUGUAUUCAGCUUUCCCUCCAACAGCGCUGACCCAACAAUCUCCACCACAACCUAGGCACAAGCUGGGAGGUGAAACGAUUCUGC